This is a messenger RNA of Paracoccidioides lutzii Pb01, 1056 nucleotides long. Its product is annotated as cell wall glucanase (Utr2). Gene Ontology annotation, cellular component: fungal-type cell wall. Gene Ontology annotation, biological process: fungal-type cell wall organization; carbohydrate metabolic process. The coding region runs from base 1 to 1056 and encodes 351 amino acids. Gene Ontology annotation, molecular function: hydrolase activity, hydrolyzing O-glycosyl compounds; glycosyltransferase activity. The record is from RefSeq and is a predicted model, not a curated record. The transcript has 2 exons.
AUGUCGAGAGAAAAAUAUCUUGGCGAUGCAAGCAAGGCGGACUGGGUCUCGAGCGGGAAACCUCUUUCCAACGACGGGAAAUUGAUUUUAACGAUGCCAAAGGAGUCUGUCGGCACCCUUAUUGCCAAUAACCAUUACGUGUGGUAUGGAAAGGUUUCUGCCAAAAUGAGGACCAGUCGCGGGGCGGGCGUUGUUUCCGCCUUUAUCCUCAUGUCUGAUGUGAAAGAUGAGAUUGAUUUCGAAUUCAUCGGAGCUGAUUUGCAAACUGCCCAAACCAAUUGGUACUUCCAGGGCGUCAUUGAUUAUACCAACGGACAAAAUGUUUCCGUCGAUGGUAACACCUUUUCCCAGGAACAUACCUACGAGAUCGACUGGAAACCGGAUUCAAUUACUUGGUCCGUCGAUGGAAAGCCCAGACGUACCUUGAAGAAAAAGGAUACGCUCAACAAGAAAACUAACCAAUACCACUUCCCCCAAUCACCUUCUCGAGUUCAGCUCUCUCUCUGGCCAGGUGGACAGGCGUCCAAUGCAAAGGGUACUAUUGACUGGGCAGGUGGUCUCAUCGACUGGAAUCAUCAGGAUAUCAAAAACAAUGGUUAUUACUAUUCUAUCGUUUCUGAGGUAACCAUUGAGUGCUACGAUCCGCCUGCGGGUGCUAAGAUCGAAGGAGACAAAUCAUACAUAUACACAGACAAAGCCGGAACUGAGGACACCGUUAAGAUCACCAACAAAAAUACUGUUCUCAAGUCGCUCCUUGGCACUGGCGUCGAUAUGGACAAAGACUAUCCCCCCAAAUCCGGGACCAAAGGUGGAUCGGACCCCACUGAGACUGACACUGUCGCCGUCAUUCCCGGUUUAACUGGAGCUGGUCCGGGCACAAAUGGCCAUCCCCCAAGUGACGGAGGAAGCGAUGGCAGCGACGGUAAAAAUAACAAGCCAUCCACCGACUUCACUGCUCCUCCUAGUAAAAGCAGCUCUUCAUCCCAGAGCGAACGACUUCUAAUAGGAUCGAUAUUCGCGGUGCUCGUUGCUGCGAUGGUUUUGAUCAAUAUGUAA